Messenger RNA from Prunus mume (Japanese apricot), 2223 nucleotides. RefSeq names its product FKBP-type peptidyl-prolyl cis-trans isomerase family protein (gene PAS1). NCBI's taxonomy places the organism in Eukaryota, Viridiplantae, Streptophyta, Magnoliopsida, Rosales, Rosaceae. Gene Ontology annotation, molecular function: peptidyl-prolyl cis-trans isomerase activity; protein binding. The record is from RefSeq and is a predicted model, not a curated record.
UUCUUUGUUGAAAAGUGGAGAGCAAAUACUCAACUGAGAAUUUGACGCUGGAGCUUUGAAAAUCAAUGGACUCUUGAGUCAGUCAGUCUGGGCUCGUCCUCAACAAUCCGAAUUUCAAUUUUCAGCGUUAGGGUUUUUGUCACUGUGGAGCUUCACGGCGUUGAUCGGCGAUGGAUGUAGGAGAAGGUGCCGUGCAGGAAAUUGAGCCACAGAAGAAGGAGAAAGAACCUACAGAAGAUGAGAAGAGGAGGCAGAAAAUAGCGCCUGGAACUUUGAUGAAGGCAGUGGUGAGGCCUGGUGGAGGUGAUGCAACACCUUCAGAUAAUUACCAGGUCGUAUAUCAUUAUACUGUUAGAACAUUGGAUGGAGUUGUUGUUGAAUCUUCCAGAUCUGAAUAUGGAGGCAAGGGUAUCCCAAUAAGACAUGUUUUGGGCAAGAGCAAGAUGAUAGUGGGAUUGCUAGAAGGAAUUCCAACAAUGUUGAAGGGUGAAAUUGCAAUGUUCAAAAUGAAACCUCAAGUGCACUAUGGUGAGGAUGACUGCCCAGUUGUAGCUCCCAGUAGCUUUCCAAAGGAUGAUGAACUUCAUUUUGAAAUUGAGAUGAUAGAUUUCUUUAAAGCCAAGGUCAUUAGUGAUGACUUGGGAGUUGUAAAGAAGGUAAUAACUGAAGGUCAGGGUUGGGAAUGUCCAAGGGAACCUUAUGAAGUCAAAGCCUGGAUAUGUGCAAAGACAGGUGACGGAAAAGUGAUUGUUACACGUACUCAAGGAGAGCCAUUUUUCUUUAAUUUUGGAAAGUCGGAGGUACCUGAAGGUCUUGAGAUGGGAAUUGGUACAAUGACACGUGAAGAGAAGGCAGUAAUAUAUGUCACCAGUCAGUACUUAACUACAUCUCCUUUUCUGCCUGCUGUAGAAGGUCUUGAAGAAGUUCAUUUUGAAGUGGAGCUUGUCCACUUUAUUCAGGUGCGUGACAUGCUUGGGGAUGGGCGUCUGAUUAAACGGCGUAUUCGUGAUGGAAAAGGUGAGUUUCCUAUGGAUUGCCCUCUUCAAGACAGCCUACUACGUGUCCAUUACAAGGGCAUGCUUCAAAAUGAAGAAAAGACAAUCUUCUUUGAUACAAGAGUUGAUAACCAUGGUCAGCCUUUGGAGUUCUGUUCUGGAGAAGGCCUUGUGCCUGAGGGAUUUGAAAUGUGUGUUCGUUUGAUGGUGCCUGAAGAGAUAGCUCUCGUCACAUGUCCUCCUGAUUACGCAUACGACAAGUUCCCUAGGCCAGCUAAUGUUCCUGAAGGUGCUCAUAUUCAAUGGGAAAUCGAGCUUCUUGGUUUUGAGAUGCCAAAGGAUUGGACUGGUUUGAACUUUCAAACAAUAAUGGAAGAAGCAGAGAAAAUUAGAAACACGGGAAACAGGCUAUUCAAAGAAAGAAAGUUUGAACUUGCUAAGGCAAAGUAUGACAAGGUGCUACGGGAAUUUAAUCAUGUUAAUCCACAAGAUGAUGAAGAAGGGAAAAUAUUUUCAAAUACAAGGAAUUUGUUACAUCUGAAUGUGGCUGCAUGCUACCUGAAGAUGGGAGAGUGCAGAAAAUCCAUAGAGACAUGCAACAAGGUUUUAGAAGCAAACCCUGGACAUGUCAAGGCUCUCUACCGGCGAGGAAUGGCCUACAUGACAGUUGGAGAUUUCGAGGAAGCAAAGAGUGACUUCAACACGAUGAUUAAACUUGACAAGUCAACUGAACCUGAUGCAACAGCUGCUCUGCUAAAAGUAAAGCAGAAGGAACAGGAAGUGGAGAAGAAGGUGCGGAAACAAUUUAAAGGACUAUUUGACAAGAAGCCAGGGGAAAUUGCAGAGGCUGGAACUGAAGAUGUAGACGAGACUGCAGGUGAAAUCCACAAGAAUGAUGAUAAGGAGGAUACUGACGGUGAUCAUUCAGACGAAUCUCAUGAAACCGCAGACGACGCACCUAGAACUUCUUGGCUUUCUCGCCUCUGGCCCAGACGACUACUCGCAGCCCUCGGGCGGCCAGGAUGCACCAUUUUGUAAUCACACGUCUCUUCUUAAUGUUUUUAAGUCGGGCAUUGUUAGUUUUUGAAGUUGCAGUUCAAUGGUGUUCCGGCCAUUGGCCUCACCAGUGGUUUAAUUAUAGAUGGGUUUAUAGUGAAAGGUUCAAGUGUUUGUAACCAAUUGUAGACUAUAGAGCGAAUAGAAAAGUCCAAAUACAAACGUUAAAUCA